Messenger RNA from Cercocebus atys (sooty mangabey), 4894 nucleotides. RefSeq names its product protease, serine, 12 (neurotrypsin, motopsin) (gene PRSS12). Lineage: Eukaryota; Metazoa; Chordata; Mammalia; Primates; Cercopithecidae. The record is from RefSeq and is a predicted model, not a curated record. Gene Ontology annotation, cellular component: membrane. Gene Ontology annotation, molecular function: serine-type endopeptidase activity. Gene Ontology annotation, biological process: proteolysis. The transcript has 13 exons. The coding region runs from base 300 to 2927 and encodes 875 amino acids.
GGCCCCACCGCUCCCCGCUGCGUCCGCGCCUUCUCUUUACAGGUUCUCUCCGCCGGCUGGGGCUCGACUGAGCUUCAGAUUCCCCCACCCGCGGUCGCCGCCGGGGGACAGGAGCCGAGGCGCGGCAGGGCACCAGCGGCGGGAGGCGAGGUUGGGGAGGCGAGGGCGGUCCGCGCGCGGGGGCGGGAGGGGGCUGGGGGAUUCGAGGGACGCGGCAGCCCCGCCCCCGCCCCCUCCUCUUCUCGCCUCCAAGCCGGAGAAGCUGGGGAGCAUGGACCAGACUCCGCAGCGCUGGCACCAUGACGCUCGCCCGCUUCGUGCUGGCCCUGGUGUUAGGGGCGCUCCCCGAAGUGGUUGGCUUUGAUUCUGUCCUCAAUGAUUCCCUCCACCACCGCCACCGCCAUUCGCCCCCUCCUGCACCGCAGUACCCCUAUUACCUUCCCACCCACCAGCGGCCCCCGAGGACACGUCCGCCGCCGCCUCUCCCUCGCUUCCCGCGCCCCCCGAGGGCGCUCCCUGCCCAGCGCCCGCACGCCCUCCAGGCCGGGCACACACCCCGGCCGCACCCCUGGGGCUGCCCCGCCGGCGAGCCAUGGGUCAGCGUGACUGACUUCGGCGCCCCGUGUCUGCGGUGGGCGGAGGUGCCACCCUUCCUGGAGCGGUCGCCCCCGGCGAACUGGGCUCAGCUGCGAGGACAGCGCCACAACUUUUGUCGGAGCCCGGACGGCACGGGCAGACCCUGGUGUUUCUACGGAGACGCCCGCGGCAAGGUGGACUGGGGCUACUGCGACUGCAGACACGGAUCAGUACGACUUCGUGGCGGCAAAAAUGAGUUUGAAGGCACAGUGGAAGUAUAUGCAAGUGGAGCUUGGGGCACUGUCUGUAGCAGCCACUGGGAUGAUUCUGAUGCAUCAGUCAUUUGUCACCAGCUGCAGCUGGGAGGAAAAGGAAUAGCAAAACAAACCCCGUUUUCUGGACUGGGCCUUAUUCCCGUUUAUUGGAGCAAUGUCCGUUGCCGAGGAGAUGAAGAAAAUAUACUGCUUUGUGAAAAAGACAUCUGGCAGGGUGGGGUGUGUCCUCAGAAGAUGGCAGCUGCCGUCACGUGUAGCUUUUCCCGUGGCCCAGCAUUCCCCAUCAUUCGCCUUGUUGGAGGCAGCAGUGUGCAUGAAGGCCGGGUGGAGCUCUACCAUGCUGGCCAGUGGGGAACCGUCUGUGAUGACCAAUGGGAUGAUGCUGAUGCAGAAGUGAUCUGCAGGCAGCUAGGCCUCAGUGGCAUUGCCAAAGCAUGGCAUCAGGCAUAUUUUGGGGAAGGGUCUGGCCCAGUUAUGUUGGAUGAAGUACGCUGCACUGGGAAUGAGCUUUCAAUUGAGCAAUGUCCGAAGAGCUCCUGGGGAGAGCAUAACUGUGGCCAUAAAGAAGAUGCUGGAGUGUCCUGUACCCCUCUAACAGAUGGGGUCAUCAGACUUGCAGGUGGGAAAGGCAGCCAUGAGGGUCGCUUGGAGGUAUAUUACAGAGGCCAGUGGGGUACUGUCUGUGAUGAUGGCUGGACUGAGCUGAAUACUUACGUGGUUUGUCGACAGUUGGGAUUUAAAUAUGGUAAACAAGCAUCUGCCAACCAUUUUGAAGAAAGCACAGGGCCCAUAUGGUUGGAUGAUGUCAGCUGCUCAGGGAAGGAAACCAGAUUUCUUCAGUGUUCCAGGCGACAGUGGGGACAGCAUGACUGCAGCCACCGCGAAGAUGUUAGCAUUGCCUGCUACCCUGGCAGCGAGGGACACAGGCUCUCUCUGGGUUUUCCUGUCAGACUGAUGGAUGGAGAAAAUAAGAAAGAAGGACGAGUGGAAGUUUUUAUCAAUGGCCAGUGGGGAACAAUCUGUGAUGAUGGAUGGACUGAUAAGGAUGCAGCUGUGAUCUGUCGUCAACUUGGCUAUAAGGGUCCUGCCAGAGCAAGAACCAUGGCUUAUUUUGGAGAAGGAAAAGGACCCAUCCAUGUGGAUAAUGUGAAGUGCACAGGAAAUGAGAGGUCCUUGGCUGACUGUAUCAAGCAAGAUAUUGGAAGACACAACUGCCGCCACAGUGAAGAUGCAGGAGUUAUUUGUGAUUAUUUUGGCAAGAAGGCCUCAGGUAACAGUAAUAAAGAGUCCCUCUCAUCUGUUUGUGGCUUGAGAUUACUGCACCGUCGGCAGAAGCGGAUCAUUGGCGGGAAAAAUUCUUUAAGGGGUGGUUGGCCUUGGCAGGUUUCCCUCCGGCUGAAGUCAUCCCAUGGAGAUGGCAGGCUCCUCUGCGGGGCUACGCUCCUGAGUAGCUGCUGGGUCCUUACAGCAGCACAUUGUUUCAAGAGGUAUGGCAACAGCACUAGGAACUAUGCUGUUAGGGUUGGCGAUUACCAUACUCUGGUACCAGAGGAGUUUGAGGAAGAAAUUGGAGUUCAACAGAUUGUGAUUCAUCGAGAGUAUCGACCUGACAGCAGUGAUUAUGACAUAGCCCUGGUUAGAUUACAAGGACCAGAAGAGCAGUGUGCCAGAUUCAGCAGCCACGUUUUGCCAGCCUGUUUACCAUUCUGGAGAGAGAGGCCACAGAAAACAGCAUCCAACUGUUACAUAACAGGAUGGGGUGACACAGGACGAGCCUAUUCAAGAACACUACAACAAGCAGCCAUUCCCUUACUUCCUAAGAGGUUUUGUGAAGAACGUUAUAAGGGUCGGUUUACAGGGAGAAUGCUCUGUGCUGGAAACCUCCAUGAACACAAACGCGUGGACAGCUGCCAGGGAGACAGCGGAGGACCACUCAUGUGUGAACGGCCCGGAGAGAGCUGGGCGGUGUAUGGGGUGACCUCCUGGGGGUAUGGCUGUGGAGUCAAGGAUUCUCCUGGUGUUUAUACCAAAGUCUCAGCCUUUGUACCUUGGAUAAAAAGUGUCACCAAACUGUAAUUCUUCAUGGAAACUUCAAAGCAGCAUUUAAACAGAUGGAAAACUUUGAAUCCCCACUAUUAGCACUCAGCAGAGAUGACAACAAAUGGGGAGAUCCACGUUUUUGCUUUGGGUUGUGGUAAAAAAUUGUGCACCCCCUGUUGCUUUUGAGAAUUUGUGAACAUUUUCAGAGACCUCAGUGUAGUGGAAGUGACAAUCCUUAAAUGAACUUUGUUGUCUAUCCUAAUUUCACUGGAGUGACUUAUUCUAAGCUUAAUCUAUCCUUAUUUCUCAGAAUCAUUCUACGCUGAUUUCACAAAAGAUCAUUUUUACAACUGAAUUGAGAACCCCUUAUAAGUUAAUCAGUGGUGUCUGAAUUCAUAUUAAAUACCCACAUUUGACAUAAAUGCGGUACCCUUUACUACACUCGUAAGAGUAGCAUAUUUAUGCUUAGAGCUUUUCAAAAUACUUGACAAGAAAUCAUCUUCUCUGUAGCCUUUGCCAAGUGAGGAAAUCAAUGGUUAAGGAAUUCCACUACCAACUUUUAGGCCUGAAUAGGAGUAGUAAGCCUCAAGGACAUUUGCCUGUCACAAUAUAUUCUCAAAGUGAUCUGAUAUUUGGAAACAGGUAUCCUUGUUGAGUACCAAGUGCUUCAGAAACCAUAAGAUAAAAAUACUUUACCUACAGUGUAUAUAAACUAGCAAGAUUUGAAAGGAUUUCUGGUAACAAAAUGCCAGUUGGACAUACAACCUAGUUUAUCCAACACAUUUAACAUAUCUACUAUAUUUGCUUUUAACAAGCACUUCAGAUUUAACUUAGAAUUAAAUGUUAACUCUUCCUUAGUUAGCAUCAUAGUCCACGUUCCCCGACCAUGAUGUAAGAGUGCCACCUACUGACACUUCCCUGUAACUGACUUAUACUUGCAGGUUUCCCCAAGACCAACCUGAUACAAUUCAAUCUUAAAAUAUGCUAGUCAAAAUGCUUUCCUGGCCUAUACAUUGAAAAGUUCUAAUAUCUUUUCAAUUGUUUUAAUGCAUACAGCAGUUAUAACAUAUGCCAGGCACCGCAUUAGGCAGCUUUGAACAUCACUGACAAGUUGCAAAAGGCCAGUAGGAUCUUUCAGUAGCAGCCCUUGUUUUCAAAUAGGGGAAAACAGGCUUGCCUCAAAGUGAGUCGUUGGUGAAACACUGAUUCCAAACUCCACAAAAAGGAGUCCCAAUGCUGGAUUUUUCCCCCAUGGUUCUCCCACCUGAAGGACUGGUUUCUCUGUGGCUAUUUCUCUGAGUUAAGGGAUAGCUGCUUAACUAUGCACCUUUACAGAACAUUCUUAGCAGUAAUGCUCAAAUUUAAAAGGCACACUCAAGAUACUUCAAUGUCAUAGAUCCUUCCCCAGGUCCCAAGUUGUAUAAAUAUAGGUAAAAGGUUAGCAUGAACUUUCGGAUGGUUUUAAGUAAUCCUCUUGAAUGCCAGUCAUUAAAGGACUUUACCCUUCUACAUCAAAUUACAUCCUUUUCACAAAUGCCCAUUUCUGUAAUAACUGGUGCAAAUCUAAAGGUGCUUUAUAGUUUUACUAUUUUGCAGAUUUGAAAUGCUGCAUAUAAUGCAGAAGAGCAUUAAAAACUUUUGUAAAAACUCAUGAUUUUGAUAAACUUUUAAAGCAGCGUUUAUAUGUAAAUAGAGCUACAUAUGGCACACACACUUGCACAAGGGCUUCAGAAAAACGUGCAAUAUAGGUGAGAAAAAUGUCUAUUGAAACUUUCUCACAGGCUGCCCUUAUAAUUAAACUACAGUGCUGGAGCAAGCAACAUCAAUGUUUCAAGUAGAUCAGGGACCGACAAACCUAAAAGGCAGUAAACAGCCUGCAAUUUGCUCAAUUCUGAAGAAUACAUGGUUCAUACAACAUGCUUUUACUAUAACCGUCUUGUGACUUGAAAGAUACACGUGUUCUGUGCAUAUCUGUGUAAAUAAAGUACAUAAUUUUUCACCUU